CGCUUUGAUAUAUAGAUGUUUUUGAAACUUCAAAAAAAGGCCAUCCACAAACCGGAAAUAUUAUAAACACACUGCAAGCCAAAACAAUAACAUAAAUACAAAUCUGAGAGACCUUGUGGUGGAGAUCCAACAUCUCCACACUCCACUGACACUGCUAAAAUACAACAACAAUUCAAAACCAACCCAUUAUUACCACUGCUUCUUCUUCUUCUUCUUCUUCUGCUUCUUCCUCCUCCUUCUUUCGAACGCUGUCCGAUUCACCGGAAAAGAAGCUAUCAGUACAAGUUUUGUUGUACUUGUGUAAUUGCAUGCAAUAUACCACGUAGUUGCACCAUAUAGUGCAUCUAUAUAUAGUGGCUAGGUUUGAUUUAUUAGUGAAGUUUUAGAACUUUUUGGAAUGCUUGCUGUGUCAGCUUUGAGGAGCACUAACGAUGAAAGGGAGGGACAAAUGGAGGGCUUCUCGAUCGGAGGCAACGAUGACUUCCCUGAAUUCUCCGGUGGGAAUUUGCUCGACAGUAUUGAUUUCGAUGACCUUUUCGUGGGCUUUAGCGAUGGUGAUGUGUUGCCUGAUUUGGAGAUGGACCCGGAAAUCCUUGCCGAGUUUUCAGCUAGUGGCGGUGAGGAAUCAGAGAUGAACACAUCAUCUGCUGAAAAAGCAGAUGAUAAUUCAAGAAAAGAGGAGGAAGAUAAGGUCUCAGGUUCAGGUUCAGGUUCGGGUUCGGGUUCGGGGUCAAGUUUGAAUCAAGGAGAGGAAAUUGUGAGCAAGACAGGAGAAUCUGUCGGUGUAAAUCCAUCGAAAAAGGAAUCAGAUAAAGGAAGAAAAUCAUCCGCACAAUCCAAGAAUCCUCAAGGGAAAAGGAAAGUGAAGGUGGAUUGGACGCCAGAGCUGCACAGGAGAUUUGUGCAAGCAGUGGAGCAGCUUGGUGUGGAUAAGGCAGUACCUUCACGGAUUCUAGAGCUUAUGGGAAUUGAUUGCCUCACUCGCCAUAACAUCGCUAGUCAUCUUCAAAAGUAUCGAUCUCAUCGGAAACAUUUGCUAGCACGAGAAGCCGAGGCUGCAAGCUGGAGCCAGAGACGGCAUAUGUACAGUGGAGGUGGAAGCAAGACUAUGGGGGCUUGGGUUGCACCAUCACCUACAAUGGGUUUCCCUCCUCCUCCCAUGACACCCUUGCAACAUUUUAGACCUCUACAUGUUUGGGGUCAUCCUCCUCCUCCUUCCUCAGUCAAUCAAUCGUUAAUGCACACAUGGCCUAAACACCCACCACUGCUGCCACCACCGCCACCAGUAUGGGCACCAACACCAACUCCACAUCCUCCUUCGGCGAGGCCACCACCAGACACUUCUUCAUUUUGGCACUCUCGUCAUCAAAGGGUUCUGAAUUCUCUUACACCAGGAACGCCUUACUUUCCACCACCACUAGCAACUACGAGAUUUUCGGCCCCACUAAUCCAUGUCAUGUACAGAAUCGAACCCCCCGGCAUUGGUGUCCCGACCAGACAAACAGGUCCCCAUCCUCCAUCGGAUUUUUAUCCGUCAAAGGAGAGUAUUGAUGCAGCUAUUGGAGAUGUUUUAGGGAAGCCAUGGCUGCCACUUCCCCUUGGACUAAAACCUCCAUCUAUUGACAGUGUGUUGGGGGAACUGCAACGUCAAGGAAUUCCCAAAAUACCCCCUACGUGUGCUUAAAUUUUCCGAUUUUUAUAUAUAUAUAACAAAACAAUUGAGCUGCAACUGCUUCUGGGUGUUUUCAAGCCACCACAGGCCUAAAUUCGACGACAUUUCUUGAAUUUAGAAAUUAGAUUCCUCUCAUUUUUGCUCUUUUUUCUUCGCCUUUCUUGUCAAAUUCGAGUACAUCUCCUUCCUUAUUUGAGAGUGAUCACGUUUAGGUAUUAUCUAAAACUCGUUUCAUUGACUCCACUUCUUAUCUUUUAUUUCACUAUACAAUUAAUGUGAUUACGCUAUAUCGUAUACUACCUAAAUAUUAUCACCUAAAUAUUGCUCUUAUUUUAUUUUCCUCUAUGAAGAGAUUGAUGUACAAGCCAAUAAGUUUUGUAAUAGUAAUUGUUAUCAAUAAAAUUGUAAUAAUUAUGAGGACUUCUAUA
Messenger RNA from Camellia sinensis, 2100 nucleotides. Lineage: Eukaryota; Viridiplantae; Streptophyta; Magnoliopsida; Ericales; Theaceae. The record is from RefSeq and is a predicted model, not a curated record.